This is a messenger RNA of Trematosphaeria pertusa, 1953 nucleotides long. RefSeq lists its product as uncharacterized. NCBI's taxonomy places the organism in Eukaryota, Fungi, Ascomycota, Dothideomycetes, Pleosporales, Trematosphaeriaceae. Bases 372 to 1799 code for a protein of 475 amino acids. The record is from RefSeq and is a predicted model, not a curated record. The transcript is spliced from 3 exons.
UGCCCUAUCCCACUCGUUGGCGUACUUCAAGCCGGUGGUCUCGACAAGGUGUCGAAACCAGAUGCUGGCAAAGGGGUGAGAGUCGCCUCGUCUUCGCAGUAAAAAAGAAGUGGUUGAAGGCUGCGCUGUUACGCUCAGAUGUCAGCCUAACCAGCGGAAGUGCGGAAGCCACACGUAUUCCACGGCGCAAAAAGCAAGCCAUGUGCAGAGGCAGAAGGCAACAGGCUGACUUGGGAAUAUGCUUCGCCCCCUAGCACAGCCUGGAGAUCAAUUAGUUAAGAACUCAAACAGAUCACUCCUGACAAGUAAGUCUUUUCGCCUCGGCUAUAUUAACUUCCCGAUAAACCAAUCCCUUCCUACCGGGAAGCACUAUGCGCUGGAUACUUUUUUCUUGGCGAAGCCAAACGCAAUCAGCAGUCCAGCCAGCUGAGAGCCUUUCGGAGUUGCAUGACACUUCGGCUCCAAACACAAACGUUCCUUCAUCAGCGGAGUCAUGGCCUAGACCAACUGCCUCAGUAGAGCCACCGCGCAUCGAAUCCUACAACUUCCUCUGUUCUCCGGAACCACUACUGCAGGAUCCUGCACCAGAGCCCUUUGAACAACGUUCGUACGACCGCUUUCCUAAUGCGGCCGAACUACCGGCAAAUGGAGUACGCGGCCGCUUUCAGCAAGAACUCCAACCCACGACUGCAAGUGGCUGUAGUGGGGGUGACAGGGUACCUGCAGAGAAUGGUCGGGGAGGUGAUCCGCAUGAAAGGAUACAUCCAAUGCCCACGAAUUGGUCGGAUGUCGCCAAACGGAGACCAGAUGAUGCUAUGCAGCAGCUCGAGGCUAUUCGUCACGAAACCAUAUCCAACAUAGCGAGAGCGUCGAAUCAAACUGAUAUCAGUCCUCCCGUUCGCCGCCGCCCUUUGCCACCAUCCAUUUCCAUCUAUCCCCCGGGCACCUCUCCGAAUUCCCUCGGAACACCAAACGCAAAUACUUCAACGUGGCUGUCCAACCCUGGAGCACCCCGUCUAGCUCCCUCAGCAUAUGAAAGCUCAACGGUUUCGCUCGGAGCCUCCGGUCUAGCCCCUCCAAUUGCCCGGCUACCCAUGGGCACUCCUGGCAUCGUCCCCUCCGAUGAAUCUGUACCUGGAAGCGACGCUUACGAUGUCGACAGGCCAACAUGCUCACUGAAUCUGGUGUGCUACCGCGGAGGCGCGCAAGGCUGUAUUCUCCGACAAAUUCAAACAGCCCUAGGGUCCCGCUUUCCGGAUCAGGGAGCUUUCAAGGAUGCGCUAGCGAAGAGUCCACAGAUAAUCGUGAGCGACAAGCGGUUCUUCAGAGAGCUGCAUCGUCUGUAUUGGACAGAGAUGUCUGGAUUCUGGCGCCGACAUUUAUCGCUCAAGACAUUGACUGGUCUGCGCCUUCUCGCGUAUUCCCCCGUGACGCGGCCUGUCGUGGUCCCGUUUGACGACUUCGUCCUGCAAGAGAUGCACUACGCCUACGAGCACCCUGACAGCGUCAAGAGCCAGACUGACUGGAUCGAAUGGGUCUUCCGGCUCCGCCGACGCAACAAGCGCCACGCGAUCGAGUUCGUCGAGGGCUGGAACAGCGCGCGCGUCAUCGUUGCUGCGAUGCUGCCGUGGCUGAUGUCCUGCCUUGUGGGUAUCAUCUGGACGGCUACUGGGGGAGAUGCCCAGACAGCGUUCACUGUGGCGAGCUUCAUCCUCACUUCUGGUACAGUGAUCCUGGCUUUGCUCGCUGUUAUCAGUGGGAUCGAGUCUUCCGGGAGGAGCCAUGCCCGGCAGGGAUAAUUAUCAGACCGACGAUACUAUGGGCUCUAUCGACAUUUGGAAGGUGAUAAUGGCUUUUGAACGCUUAAAUGAUAGAUGAAGGGAGAGAAACCCAAGUCGACCGAUGAGGGUGCCCACGAGGCUGACUAAUCCAUCACCACACUAUACCACUUUC